AUGCACCUAGCCCUCCAUUUACUUGCCUCUGCCUCCGCGGAUGAUUCUGAGCCUACAUGCUAUACUGAGGCUGUCAAAGAUCCUAAAUGGAGGGUUGCCUUGAACUCUAAAUUUGAUGCUCUAUUGAAAAAUGGAACUUGGUCUUUGGUUCCAUCUAAUGCCUCCCGCAAUGUAGUUGGUUGCAAAUGGGUAUUUAAAAUGAAGCGCAAUGCCGAUGGAUCCAUCAAUCGCUACAAAGCACGCCUUGUUGCUAAGGGAUUUCAUCAACAAGAGGGUAUGGAUUUUUCAGAAACUUUUAGUCUAGUCAUCAAGCCGGCCACUAUACGGCUGGUUCUAUCUCUCGUCGUAUCCCUCAAUUGGCAUAUUCUCCAAAUUGACAUUCAAAGGCCUUUUUACAUGGUCAUCUAUUGGAGGAAGUCUAUAUGCAACAACCUUCAGAAUUCCACCAUCCUCAAUUCCCAAAUCACAUUUGCCGGCUACAUAAGUCGCUUUAUGGGCUCAAACAAGCGCCGCGAGCAUGGUUCUCUCACCUAA
This is a messenger RNA of Phoenix dactylifera (date palm), 534 nucleotides long. Lineage: Eukaryota; Viridiplantae; Streptophyta; Magnoliopsida; Arecales; Arecaceae. The record is from RefSeq and is a predicted model, not a curated record.